Stylophora pistillata is the source of this 3018-nucleotide messenger RNA. Its product is annotated as adhesion G protein-coupled receptor L4. Lineage: Eukaryota; Metazoa; Cnidaria; Anthozoa; Scleractinia; Pocilloporidae. Gene Ontology annotation, molecular function: G protein-coupled receptor activity. Gene Ontology annotation, biological process: G protein-coupled receptor signaling pathway; cell surface receptor signaling pathway. Gene Ontology annotation, cellular component: plasma membrane. The record is from RefSeq and is a predicted model, not a curated record.
UAACCAAAUAAGUCAUUUACUAAGCACAAGGGAAAGGUGGCGUUUUAAAAGGAUAUAGUUUCAUUAUUGCUGCACAGACCGACUAGUUUUCUCCCUGGAAUCGAUUACUUCCUUUGUAUAUAAUAUAUGACUUUUUUGAAGGGUUUUCAGUCGACCAUCAAUACUCCUCUUCGGGCUUUUGCCAAGAUCACAUUGGAAUCCCUUGCAUACUGGAAUAUACCAAGAAUGGCUGGAUUCAGAUUUGCGAAUUUAUCAAUUACACUUGUAAUCUUAACUGCUCCGUCAACAACUGUUCCUCAAACUGCUACCCCGUCAAAGUCUGCGCAAAAAGUUGUAGUAAGGCUUACAGACCAUUGGUAGCUGAUUGUCCUGACACGAUAUACAACGAGAGUCAUCAGGGUUGGUCGAGGUGCAAUACAACAAAAUGCAAUCUGACAAGUGGCGAACAAACAUUUGGAACAGAACAUACUUGCCGCUAUGAGGGUGAUCAGUGUAAUCUAAACUGCAGGGGGAUAAACUGCAAACAAACUUGCAAAGAAAGAAUCACCGUAUUAGCAGUAACAUCGUCACCAUCUCUCUUACCUGCGACGGCAAGGUCAUCAAUGAUAAGCUUGCAACCUUCCUCAUCGCCUUUGAUGUCACUGGCACUAUCGCUCUCGACGUGGCCAUUGCCAUCGCCAUCAUCGAUAUCACCAUCUUCGUCUCCGUCGCCUUCGAAUGCAAUUCAAAAGCUGGCAAAUGACUAUGUCUCCAAACUUGGCGGACUUGAUAGCAGCAGAAACACUUCUUUGCGGGAGGCUGUUAACGUGUUUGAAAACUUCCUCGUCCGUUUUGAAAACAUGACUAAACCUACUGAGGGUCUUUCCACCAUCAUCGAGGUUAAAACCGGAAGGGAAUCCAUCUUUAAUGUAGCUAUCGCUUUCGAGGAAUUUGCUCUGGAUUAUAGCAAGCAACACCUGAAGGGAACAAUGCUAUCAGAAGAGAUCGUUAGCGGUAAAAUGGUGUUGAGAAUUCAAAAGGCUUACCGCCGAAAUGCAAGUGAUUUAUGCCUCGAGGAACACGAAUGGAAAACAAGCAUCGACAUUUCCUCUUCAAAUUUUGCAGACAAUGGUUCAGUGGUUAUUGGGUGUUUUUACAAGAAUCUCCAUGAACUACUGCCGAACAAUCGACCCAACAGGAAUAGUCCAGGCAACACAAGAUAUGUGGGCACCAGAAUGAUGAUGGCAGCCAUGGAUCCUAAACCCGAAAAACUGCUGGAAAAUGUAAUCUUAAAGUUCAGAAACUUGGAGAUCAAAAAAAGGCUGACGAUGUGCAUGUUUUGGAGCGGCUUCAGCAAACUGAGCCCCGACGGAUUUUCAGACAAAGGAUGCUAUGUAGUUACGUCGGAAAGUAACUCUGAAGAAACAGUUUGCAGCUGCAAUCAUUUGACUCAUUUUGCUGUCUUAUUUGACUACAAUGAUAGCACGGAGCUUUCCGAGCAGGACGAAACUGUGUUGGAGAUUAUUACCUGUGUAGGAUUAAGCCUUUCUAUUAUCGGAAUAUUUUUAACAAUAGCCUUGUACUCUUCCUUUACAGACGUCCCUAAACCUCUAUCUCAAACUCGAAUAAGCCUUUGUCUUUCACUCGGAGCUGGACAGGCAACGUUUCUCGCCGGAAUAAACGCCACAGAAAACACGGCUGCCUGUGUUGCGGUAGCAGCUCUGAUGCAGUAUUUCCUGAUGGCCGCAUUUUGCUGGAUGCUGGUCGAGGGAAUUUAUCUCUACCUGUUUGUUGUGAAAGUUUACAACAUCAACACCAAGAUGCACAUUUAUCACGUUAUCGCAUGGGGUCUCCCUAUGAACAUGGUGGCCAUUUCCCUUGGGAUUGCUGGUGGGAAAGAAGGAAUACAAAGCUAUAUCAGUGACCAACAUUGCUGGCUAUCCUCAAAUAACAAUCUGAUCUGGAUUUUCGUUGCCUUUGUGGCGUUCAUUGAAGUUCUCAACAUCUUGAUACUCGUGCGAGUCAUAAAAGAGAUGACCAAUUUGGUACAGCCAACAGCAGAAGACAACCAUUUUCAGCAAAUACGACUUGGUAUCAAAGCAUCCGUUGUGAUGAUUCCUUUACUGGGUGUCACUUGGCUAUUUGGGUUUCUUUCGCCUGUGCAUAAAGCUUUUGCAUACAUUUUCACAAUACUCAACUCUACUCAGGGUUUCCUGAUUUUCGUUCUUCACGGCUUGCGAAAUACUCAGAUAAGAGAGCGACUCAAAAGAAAGAUCAACGUCGUUUUUACGUCUUUAAAUGAGGACAACUCUACAAGGAAGAGCCUACAUGUCAAUUCAAGUGAAAUUGGCGAUGUACGGGCAGUUGAAUUGCAGUCUCGCAGUAAUCUUGAGCCGAAGUUGCGCUGUAAUUAGGUAACUGGACUCGACCAUCAGGCAAUGCUCAUUGAUCGUUCAUUACGAUCUUUUGGUUAAAAGCAAAAAACUGGAUGCCUCGGAUCUGAGUUUUAAUCUGUAGGUAAAGUGGGGUUGCUUAUAUGAUUGUAUAUUUCCUGAACGUUUGUUUAGUAGCAGGCUGAGUUGUCCACACAAAGGCUCUAGUCGUCGUAGCUAACUAAUCUAGAAGUUAUCGUUCCUGGUUCUUUUUACAUUAGCAUAGCUGCUCUGCUAAUAACUGACCUUCGAAGAAGACUGGAAUCUACGUUAGACGUGCCGGGAAUUUAUGUAAUGAAGUUAGCACUCAUUCUUCUUUAAUUAGCACUGUGUUUAAUUAUAACAUGCAUUUAAUUGCCUCUUUCAAUCCAUGUGCGUUGAGUUUUAGAACUCAUUGCAGGAUGGUUUAAUAUCUCAUAUGUGACCUAUUAGGUACUGAGUGGAUAAACAACUUUUUUAAAGUAGUAUCUUGUUAAUGUAAUAGAAGCAACCUCAUCUAACAUUUAAAUUUGUUGCUUAUAAAUGGAUAGAAGGAUAAAUAGAUGGUUGAAUGCAGAGUUAAUGGAGAAAUUAGUAGAUUAAAAACAAAAAUAAAUUUAUGAUAAAU